AUGUCGUUGUCUUUCGCGGCUGGUUCUCUUGUGCUUUCCAACUGGGGAUUCGGCGCCGGAGACAUUGCGACAAUAGCGGGAGCCGGAAGGGCAGCUGUGACCUGGGUCACAAACAAUUUCAAGGAUAGAGGCCUCCUUGACUUUAUGAAAGUUGAUGCUGAAGACUUGGUCCCAAGAAAAGGCCUCAUCGAUCCAGUUGCUUUGCACAUGCGAUGGGACGUGCGGAUGACAUUACUCCAAAAUGGUCAGACACGGGUUAUUGAAGGCCCCACCGGGCCAGUCGUCGAGAACAUGAACAUCUUCAGCUGGUUCAUGACGAUCAUUACCAGCGCUAUGGAUGCAACCCUUCAAAAGAGCAGCAUUAAGGAAGCAAUGUCAAGCUUCCUCACCGCACUAUUCAAAGAACAUGUUGAUGAGUUGGACUUUCUUCAGAGAGAACUUCCUCAUCAUAUCCAAGGUUGGAUUUCCGCCGCUGUGGUUAGGAGCAUCAUAUCUCGAGCUCGAAACGUUUGGCAUCAGCUCCUCAAUCAAAAGCUGAGAUUAGCUGGUGAUAUCCUGAAAGAAGACGUGCCAGAGAUCGUGCGAUUCCUAGUCUGGCUUGCCGGAGCAAAGAAACAGAAGGACUGUAAACGGUUUGAGACAACCUCAAGCGAUGUAUUCGCCUUCGCAAUCAUUCUGAAAUCGAUUGGUCUCGACAUGAUUGACACAAUCAGAGAGACUGAAGACGAGGUUGAUUCCAUGGAAAGCAGACUCGUUGUCAAAUUCACGCCAGACGCCAUUGGAACAGGUUCUACAAGCGAUGAAGAAGCUCGAAGUGUUCUCUCUCAUCAACGGCAACGCUUCGUAAUGAGAAUUCCUUUACAAUGUAUGGAAGAGUGUGUCUCUAUUUGGCCUGGGACUGCGGAUCAAAACAACCAGCGUCGGUUGCUUUUCGAAGAGGGUGUCGCCGCAUCCGGGACUCUUUCUGUCACAGCCAAUCAGUCUUCCAGUACCAAGAGAGGACCAUGCCCAUCGUUUAUUCUCUCAGAUGAGACAUACAGCAACGUUGGCAGAACUGAUAGUGCGGUAUACCGAAUUGUUUCAGACUGCUUUCCGAUUCCCACUCCGGCUGUCAUCAAUGCCAUAAAUGGGAUAUUGAAACAGAGUCCGGCGUUGCAAGAUCGGGAAAGUGAGGGUAUUUUCCGCCGACUUGACCAGAACCCCGAAUCCUUAAGCAAGGUGCAAGUAUUCGUCCUAGGGUACUAUUAUGGCAUGCUUAGAAUAUUUAUCGACGAUUCAAAAUUGUCGAUUCAGGAAGGCUACGGGAGUUGGAAAUGGUUCGACGCUCGUCUCCUCCGCUGGGUGCGGAUGUUCCUCUCUGAGCACUCUGACCCAAUCGAGCAUUCGCCCGGGAAGAAAAUUCUUGGGCAGGAAGGAAUACUAAAAUUACUUGGCUUGCUGUUUGUAGGGGCGGAGGAAGACCAAUUAAGAGCUGUAGACCAAUCGACGGUUGGAAUUCACGGCAAAAUCUCCGUGGUAACGAACAGUCUCCUGGGAUUCAUCAACUUCAAAAGUUCUGCCAUGCACUUUUGCCUUCUAGACACCGACCCAACUGCCAUUCCUAGCAAUGCCAGAGGUAUCAUCAGCAGCGGUGUCCAGGGUUCGAAUAUACGCAAGCCUCUGAUGCUGUCCGACGACCAUUUACAAGACAUUGACAAGGUUGAUUGCAAAAUCAUUGGAGAGGACUUCACAUCGCACAUCGAGCCGGAUUGGGAAAAUGAUGUUCAGCAAUGUCAGGUCGUUUUCAGAUACAAAGGACGACUUGUUGGCAGAAUGGCACCCUCAAGUCUCGAAGUAUCGACAAAAAUAACGACAAAAGAGCGUCCACAAAUGUCCCAAGGACCACUACCUUCUACGAAAGUUUACGUUGCAGAACUCGAGCGUCUAGUUAAUAAUUGUCCUCAGCCUGAUUUUGGGAGUGCGGAGUUCAACCCCUAUCAGCCUCCCAUUCUUAUUCCAACGCCGAACCUGGCAAAAGCACGAACGUUCCUAUUGGCACAUUAUUGUAUGACCGGGUACUAUCGUGUCGAAUUAGUUGAUCCAUGGCUGGAGAUUGGAUGGGACCCUGAACGAAAUGGUCAGAACGGCUCCCACUUGCCCAUCAUCCUAUACUGGGAUCUCAGUAAUUUUCCAAACGAGGUUCUUGGUACGGGCAAAUUCAUCAUUCUGGCUUGAAAUUUGAAUGCUGAUGAAUCCACUUUGUUUUGCUUUCAUCGUUGGCUUUGCCACUACCUGAUUUGCGUAGUUUGCUAUAUAGUAGUAUUGAGUAACAAGCUGUGCUAGGCGGCAAGAUUUGGAGGUUGUUGUCAAUAUACUUAUAGACUAUUCUAGAAUUUGAACUGCGUUGUAAUUCGCACAUAAACUGUGAGGGGCUAGGCGCAAUGUGCUACUCGGUGGGUACCUUGGUUCAUGCCCUAACAGGGUAGCCCCGAUUGCAACUCGGACGAUCGGGUGAUACUUAUCCCAGUCCGCCCCUUUCAUGUUUUCUCUACUCGACUUCCUAUUUAACUCUCUAUCG
This is a messenger RNA of Mytilinidion resinicola, 2557 nucleotides long. RefSeq lists its product as uncharacterized. The coding region runs from base 1 to 2214 and encodes 737 amino acids. Lineage: Eukaryota; Fungi; Ascomycota; Dothideomycetes; Mytilinidiales; Mytilinidiaceae. The record is from RefSeq and is a predicted model, not a curated record. The transcript has a single exon.